This is a messenger RNA of Phascolarctos cinereus (koala), 942 nucleotides long. RefSeq names its product olfactory receptor 4C46-like. Gene Ontology annotation, biological process: G protein-coupled receptor signaling pathway. Gene Ontology annotation, cellular component: membrane. Gene Ontology annotation, molecular function: olfactory receptor activity; G protein-coupled receptor activity. The record is from RefSeq and is a predicted model, not a curated record. Lineage: Eukaryota; Metazoa; Chordata; Mammalia; Diprotodontia; Phascolarctidae.
AUCUUGACAUUGAAUACAUCCAUGGAGAAUGAAAGGAAUGUGACAGAAUUUAUUCUGUUUGGGCUCACUCAGGACCCUAGUUUGGAGAAAAUUGUUUUUGUCAUGUUUUUCAUCAUCUACGUUAUAACCCUGGUGGGUAACCUGCUUAUUGUGAUCACCAUCAUUUCCAGCCAAACUCUGGGCUCCCCUAUGUAUUUUUUUGCUUUCUUAUCCUUCAUAGAUGCCUGUUAUUCCUCUGUUACAGCCCCUAAAAUAAUUGUCCACUCAGUGUCUGCAAGCAAAACUAUCUCCUAUGAAGGCUGCAUGACCCAGCUCUUUACAGAACACUUCUUUGGGGGUUCAGAAAUCAUUCUGCUUACAGUCAUGGCCUAUGACCGCUAUGUGGCCAUCUGCAAGCCUCUGCACUAUAUGGCCAUCAUGAGCCGCCGUUGGUGCGUUCUCCUUGUCAUGGUGGCCUGGACAGGAGGCUUUCUUCAUGCCCUCAUCCAGCUCCUUUUCACCUUCCAGUUGCCCUUCUGUGGCCCCAAUGUUGUUGAUCAUUUCAUGUGUGACCUGUACCCAUUGCUCAAACUGGCCUGCACAGAGACCCAUGUCCUGGCUCUGCUGGUGGCUGCCAACAGUGGGGCCAUCUGCAUGCUAAACUUCCUCAUGCUGCUUGUUUCCUACACAGUCAUCCUGCGGUCUCUGAAGUCCCACAGCGCUGAGGGGCGACGUACUUUGUCUACCUGCGGCUCUCACAUCACGGUGGUUGUUCUAUUUUUUGUACCCUGCAUUUUCAUGUACAUGCGUCCUCUGACUUUCUUCCCCAUUGACAAAACUGUAGCCAUAUUUUAUACUCUCAUCACCCCCAUGCUAUACCCUUUAAUCUAUUCUCUGAGAAACAAGGAAGUCAAAAAUGCCAUGAGGAAGCUCUGGAUCAAAAGGGUGACAUCUGUCAACUAA